UAUUUUAUUUCCGCUAGUUUUAUCGGUAGCUUUACGCUGACGCCUUGUCAGUGUUGACGCUCAUAUUCGCUCCAUGACCAGAAAUAGCGGACCCGGGAUCGGAAUCCGGAGCCAGACCGGACACUUCUGGACCCAGAUUUGUCCACAAGGUCUAAAGCUCCAUGAGACAGUUGUCAGACGGUGCCUAAGGCCCAGUCAAGUCAGUGACUGAAAAUAAACUGUGUAGGAACCAGAACCAUGUUGACCAAGAAAGUCCGCACCGAGUACAUGAAGAAGUUCCGAGAUCCAAAGUGGGAGACCUUCUCUAAGUGCUACGAGGACUCCCUGAAGUACCGUCUGACCCGGCGGCUCAUUGAACAGUCCCACAAGCCCUGGUUCUGGGAGGGCUGGGACAGUGGCUCUGACUCCAGUGGCUGGUCCACCCCCAGGCUGAAUCAGAACAAGGUGACACCUCUAUCACUCCCACCGCCUGAGGUGAGACAGAGGCUGUGUGAGCUGAUGAGCAGUUCUGGACCGGAGGAUGGAGGAGGAGGAGGAGCUGUAGACGCCGAAGCUGCUGUGGAACACAGAGUGACUGAAGGCAGCAGCGGGUCAGUACCCGCUGCUCCAAAUGUCAUCCAUCCCUCUGAAGACACUGAGACCGACAACGGGCCGGUGGACUCUGCCUCCUCUAACGGAGGGCCGGCCAACCCUGCACCAAAGCGCCGCCAACGCCGUCAUGUUGCUCGAUCAGAGUCGGAUCCCCAAGAAAGCUCGUGCGAUGACAAAAAAGCUGUGGCACGAAAGCCGCCAAGAGCCAAAAGUCAGCCCGCCAUCAGCAGCAAGGAGAAGGAAAACCGUAAACCCUCCUGCAGACUGGACUGGACCAAGAGACAAGUGGAGGUCAGGAGGAUGACCAACGAUAACCAGAAGUUGGACACCUGUGUUCCGACGCGGCGAGACUCUGAUAGGAAGAGGUCCACCGUGGACCGCCGCAGGGCCCGGUCAGCGGAUCUGGAGAAGAUGAGAAAGUCUCAGCUGGUGGUGGUGGUGGACGAGCGCUGGAUGACGGAGUACAUGCGCUGCUUUUCUGCCAGAAUGAGGUAGAGGCCGGUCAUCAUAAACCCCACCCCUGGAAACCUCACCUGACGACCGCCCACUUAGAUCCAUGUGAUCUGGUUACAGUCUUUCCUGUUCAUCUGGGUCACAGUAAAAGUCCUUUUUUAAUUUCCACAGAGAACAGUGAGUCAUGUCACCAUCAACAUACAGGAAGGGCCCAUUUCAAGUAUGAGUUAUCGAAGUCAGACGCUGAUGAUGUCACCAAUUUGUCGAUGUCACCUGUGAACAAACAGAGAAAAAUGUCUUUCUAAACUUUCUACACAAAAACCUAAACUCUCUGAAUGUUUCCAAACACACAGCUUUUGACAGAGUGUUUUUUCAGAUUGUAUUUCUGUAUCGAUGAUUGAUAAAGAUUUAAAUGUAAUAUCAAGAACUAUCAGUGGUUAAGAAGAUAACAGAAUAAUUAGAUUUAUGUGAAAAAUAUUUUUAAAGAGAAAUGUAUAUUUAUCUGUCACUCAAUAAUCCAUGAAAACAGCAGGAUUUAAUCUGUUUUUAUAUUAUUAUUAAUAGUAUAAUUUUGUUUGGACUGUUUUUACUGAAAAGCACUGAAAUUUUUAAUCUUUUAUUCUCUUUAAUCAGAGAAAAACAGAUGUGAAGAAUUUUCAAAGACAAAAGCUGCACUGUUUACACAAAAAGUCACCAGAACUGUUUAAAGUAAAAACACCUCAGACCACAAACCUUUCACUGCUGCGUACCGGGUGUUUAUUUUUUUGGUUGUUGUUGUUUUUUUUUUUUUAGUACCAAACCCUUUUCUACAGUAGGAACCAAAAGAUUGGAACUGCAAGUAACAGGAACUGAAAGAAGUAUCAAGAACUCUGUGAAGUUCGUCCAAUGGAACCACUGAGGACCAGAUGUCCUACCAAAUACAAAUUUUUCUCAACACCAACAACAUGUACGGGACCAGGUACCAGUAUCUACAGACAGUAACAGGAACUAUGCGUCUCCCCAAUGCAGGAACCAUCUUUCCACCACUUGAUCAAAGACCUAAUUUCUGGUAACUGGUACUGUCCAGUCUUCCUGGUACUGUCCAUAGUUCCUGGUACUUGCACAUUUAAAUCCCAUAUUUGGUCCCCCAGUAGAAGAAAACAGUGACAUCAUGUUGUUUUGUUGCAAGCAUUGAGAACAUAAAGCGAAAUGCUGUAUUGUGUCCACAAGGAGGCGCUGAUGAAUCACACAGUCAAGCUAAAAAAAAAAAAAAGCCGUUCAGUUACUCAGCUGAUACUCGUCUUAUUUAAGUUCCAGUGUGGCAGUACUUGUGGCAUCAGCUCCUAACUCUUGUAGAACGUUUCUAAAUGUCCAGGUACCGAUGAUUCUACAGCAGCUACAGACAGAGACUGUAGUCCAUUGGUAUAAAACUAAGGAUUUGGUGUUUGUGACUGUUGGUUUCUUGUGCAUGAGAUGAAAAUGUGUUAAUUCAACAUUUAUUUCAGUUUUGAAUUUAAAAAUCAGGAUUUAUCUGAAUUAUUUUCAUGUUUGAUGAUUGUACUUGAAGAAGUUCACGUGGACAUGCACGUGACUGGUCAGUAUCUUUGAUGUGCUGCUGUGAAAAAAAUAUUAAACCUAAAUAAAAUACUGUAUUUUGA
Messenger RNA from Cynoglossus semilaevis (tongue sole), 2681 nucleotides. RefSeq names its product centriole, cilia and spindle-associated protein a (gene ccsapa). Gene Ontology annotation, biological process: regulation of mitotic spindle assembly. Bases 238 to 1086 code for a protein of 282 amino acids. The record is from RefSeq and is a predicted model, not a curated record. NCBI's taxonomy places the organism in Eukaryota, Metazoa, Chordata, Actinopteri, Pleuronectiformes, Cynoglossidae. Gene Ontology annotation, molecular function: microtubule binding. The transcript has 5 exons. Gene Ontology annotation, cellular component: centriole; ciliary transition zone; cytoskeleton.